Molecule: messenger RNA, 1060 nt
Organism: Benincasa hispida (wax gourd)
Lineage: Eukaryota; Viridiplantae; Streptophyta; Magnoliopsida; Cucurbitales; Cucurbitaceae
Product: dof zinc finger protein DOF1.2-like
Biological process (GO): regulation of DNA-templated transcription
Molecular function (GO): DNA-binding transcription factor activity; DNA binding
Source: RefSeq, a predicted model, not a curated record
UCCUUGGUCCUAACGACUCUCCAACCGCCCACGUUUCUCUUCACUCUACAUAAUUCCCUUCUUCUCCUCCAUCUUCUUCACAUCCCCCCUCUUCUCUCUGUUUCUCUUUCUCAUCAAUGUUCUCUCCACCAAUGUCAGACCACCACCAACUCUCCCACGCGCCGUCGCAUCUCCCUCCUCCUCCUCCGCCGCCAUUCCCCUCCCAUCUCGAACGCAAAUGGAAACCCCAUCUCGAAACACCCCCAAAUUGCCCCCGCUGCGCCUCCCCCAACACCAAAUUCUGUUAUUACAACAACUACAGCCUCUCCCAACCCAGAUACUUCUGUAAAUCCUGCCGCCGCUACUGGACCAAAGGUGGCUCCCUCCGCAACGUCCCCGUCGGUGGUGGCUGCCGCAAGACCCGCCGUACCAAGUCCUCAAGAUCCUCCGCCCUCUCCCGUCCUACAAAACCCGACGCUUCUACCCAAAUCACCGAUUCCUCCUCCAAUGCCUCCGAUAUCGAUCUCGCCGCUGUUUUCGCCCGAUUUUUGAAUAGUCCUCCCAGUAGUGAGCCCCAGACGUUGACCAGCUCGCCGGAAUCUGUUGACCCAUUGGAGAAUUCCGAGAUCUUCUUCGAAGGUCUCUCAGAUUUGCUAUUCGAUGAAGAAAAUCAAGCGCAAGAAGAAAAACAGGGGAUCCCGGGAAAUUACGAGAAUCUUCCAUUUGGGUUAGAAACAGAAUUGGGUAUUGAUGAAGAACUAUGGCCAUCACAUCAAAUACAAGAACAACUUCAAGAAUUGGACUCGUUUUCUUACAAUUACAAUGCGAAUUAUUUGCGGGUCUCGGAUCAGUUCUGUCAAGUGGGGGAUAAUUGGAGCUCAUUCGACUUUGCAGCCGUAAAUAAUGUCGAAUAUUUCUAAAUAUAUCAUUACAUUUAUAUACAUUUUUCAUAUUCUUCUGUGAAAGAGAUAUAUAUAGUCUAUACUAAGAAAUUUCCAUGGUAGAAAUUACAUGGGAUUCGAAACUGUUACAUUGAAAACUAUAUGAUAAAAUAAAAACUUAGUGUAAGAGAAGAGCUAAU